Molecule: messenger RNA, 3432 nt
Organism: Tetrapisispora phaffii CBS 4417
Lineage: Eukaryota; Fungi; Ascomycota; Saccharomycetes; Saccharomycetales; Saccharomycetaceae
Exons: 1
Coding region: 1-3432 (1143 amino acids)
Biological process (GO): retrograde vesicle-mediated transport, Golgi to endoplasmic reticulum; phospholipid translocation; endocytosis
Cellular component (GO): plasma membrane; endosome; trans-Golgi network
Molecular function (GO): magnesium ion binding; ATP hydrolysis activity; ATPase-coupled intramembrane lipid carrier activity
Source: RefSeq, a predicted model, not a curated record
AUGUCCUUUACAAUUCCCGCUGGCCCAAAUAAGAAUAAAUCUAUACGAUAUAAUUUAGGUAGAAACAGUAGCGCUGAUUCAUUUGAUUUAAACUUGGAUGAUUCCUUAGAUCAAGUUUUAGAUAAUCUACAAAUUUCGUCAGAAAAUAGGAACACAAGUUAUGGCCAAACUGCCACUAAUUCUAUCAAUAAUGAGAGAGAGAAUUUUGAAUUAAAAUCAGUUGAAGAUGUAAGUAAAUUUGGAAGAUUGGGUAAGAAUAGCUCCAAAUCUGAGCCAUUACUCAUGGAAAGGAACUAUUCUGAAUUUUCUACUAGGACAGAGGAGACUUGGAGCAAUAUUAUUCCAAAAUCCAAAUCGAUGUUUGAACGAAUUAGUUCAUUGUUAAGAAAAUCAAUGAAUGAAGUAACAUCUGAAAUGCAAAAUAAAUCAAACCGAAUAAAAAUAAAUAAAGACAAUGUGGAAAGAAUAAUUAAACCAGAUCAAACACAAUCUUUGAAAAAUGUAUAUCCAUCUAAUGAGAUAUCAAACGCUAAAUAUAACCCAAUCACUUUUGUUCCGAUUCUAUUAUACGAACAAUUCAAAUUUUUUUAUAACUUAUACUUUUUAGUCGUUGCAUUAUCACAAGCUGUUCCUGCUUUGAGAAUAGGGUACUUAUCAUCAUAUAUUGUCCCAUUAGCAUUCGUGUUGACAGUUACAAUGCUGAAAGAAGCGAUUGACGAUAUACAAAGAAGAAGACGUGAUAGAGAAUCUAAUGGUGAACUAUAUGAAAUUUUACAGAGUAAAGACAUGAUCCAAAGUAAGGAUUUAAAAGUGGGUGAUUUGAUAAAACUAAACAAAGGUGAGCGUGUUCCUGCAGAUGCAAUUUUACUUCAAACUAGUGAUAAUUCUGGUGAAGAAUUUAUCAAAACAGACCAACUUGAUGGUGAAACAGAUUGGAAACUUCGAAUUGCCCCACAAAUUAGUCAAACUAUGACUGAAGAAGAAUUAUUUACAAAGCUGACAUUAUCGGCUACACCGCCAGAAAAAUCUAUUCAUUCAUUUUUGGGUAAGAUUUCUUCUGAAGAUGGAACAUCAGUAGCGUUAUCUAUCGACAAUACAUUAUGGGCAAACACUGUUGUUGCUUCAAAUGGAUCAUGUAUUGCUUGUGUAAUAUACACCGGUAAACAUACAAGACAGUCUAUGAACACCACUUCAAAAUCUGUUAAAACUGGUUUAUUAGAAAUAGAAAUAAAUUCCAUUUCCAAAUUAUUAUGUAUUUCAGUUUUUGCAUUAUCGGUGAUACUAGUGGUAUUUGCUGGAAAGGAUAAUAAGGAUUGGUAUAUUGAUAUAUUAAGAUACUUAAUUCUAUUUUCCACAAUCAUACCAGUAUCGUUAAGAGUCAACUUAGAUUUGGCUAAAUCAGUAUACGCAUAUCAAAUAGAACACGAUCAAAUGAUCCCAGAAACAAUCGUUAGAACAAGUACUAUACCCGAGGAUUUAGGUCGUAUCGAAUAUUUAUUGUCAGACAAGACAGGUACUUUAACUCAAAAUGACAUGCAGUUAAGAAAAAUACAUUUAGGAUCGCUGUCUUAUUCUAUGGAAUCAAUGGAUAUUGUAUCUGGUUAUGUAGACAAUUACUUCAAUACCAAUACUAAUAAUUUAUCAGCUGCUAGAAAAGAUGCAGCAACUAAUGUUUGUGAUUUAUUGAUUACUUUAGCAUUAUGUCAUAACGUGACACCAUCUUUUGUGGAUAAUGAAUUGACUUAUCAAGCAGCAUCACCAGAUGAAAUUGCUAUUGUCAAAUUUACGGAAGAAGUUGGUUUGAGUUUAUUUAAACGUGAUAGACAUUCCAUAACAUUGCUUCAUAGGCAAACAGGAGAACAAUUGGUCUAUGAAAUUUCUCACAUAUUUCCAUUUAAUUCCGUUAGCAAACGUAUGGGCAUAAUCGUCUUUGAUAAAAAACAAAAGUCAUAUUGGUUUCUACAGAAGGGAGCCGAUACUGUUAUGUCAAAAAUUGUACAAAAAAAUAGCUGGUUGGAGGAAGAAGUUGAUAAUAUGGCAAGAGAAGGAUUAAGAACUCUGGUCAUAGGUAGGAAAAAGUUACCAACUAAAGUAUAUGAACAGUUCAUUGCCGAAUAUAAUGAGGCAUCUGUAGCAAUGACUGAUAGAGAAAUAAAAGUAUCUCAAGUAAUUUCAAAAUUCUUAGAAUAUGACGUAGAGCUUUUAGGUUUGACUGGUGUUGAAGAUAUACUGCAAAAGGAUGUGAAAUCUUCCAUUGAAUUGUUAAGGAAUGCAGGAAUUAAAAUUUGGAUGCUAACAGGUGAUAAAGUAGAGACAGCUAAGUGUGUGUCUAUCAGUGCAAAAUUGAUAUCAAGAGGACAAUAUGUUCAUACAAUAACUAAAGUUAACAAGACAUACGAUGCACUAAAUCAUCUUGAAUUUAUUAAAAUUAAUAAGAAUGCGUGUCUUAUCAUUGACGGUGAAUCAUUGGCUGUUUAUUUAAAGGAUUAUAAAAAAGAAUUUCUAGAAGCAGUAUUACAGCUACCGACAGUUGUCGCAUGUCGUUGUAGUCCACAACAAAAAGCUGAUGUGGCAUUAUUAAUUCGUGAAUUUACAGGCAAGAGAGUUUGUUGUAUUGGUGAUGGUGGUAAUGAUGUAAGUAUGAUUCAAUCUGCAGAUGUCGGCGUUGGUAUCGUAGGUAAAGAAGGUAAGCAAGCCUCUUUAGCCGCUGAUUUUUCAAUCACUCAAUUUUGCCAUCUUACUGAAUUAUUGUUGUGGCAUGGGAGAAACUCAUAUAAAAGAUCGGCUAAGUUAUCUCAAUUUAUUAUGCAUAGAGGUUUAGUAAUUGCGAUUUGUCAAGUUGUUUUUUCAAUAUGCUCUGGUUUUGAACCAAUUGCGUUAUAUCAAGGUUGGCUUAUGGUUGGUUAUGCUACUUGUUAUACAAUGGCACCAGUAUUUUCUUUAACUUUAGAUACAGAUAUUCCAGAAACAUUAACUAAAUUGUACCCUGAGUUGUAUCAAGAUUUAAUUGAAGGUAAAAGUUUAUCUCAUAAAACAUUUUUUGUAUGGGUGGUUUUAUCUAUUUUUCAGGGAUGCAUAAUCCAAUUAUUUUCCCAAUUUUUCACCGGUGUUAGUGAGUCUUUAUUUACAAAAAUGGUCGCAAUAAGUUUUACUUCCUUGGUUUUAAAUGAAUUAGUAAUGGUUGCUUUAGAAAUAUAUACCUGGAAUAAAGUUAUGGUAGUGACUGAAUUGGUUACAUUAUCAAUAUAUGUUAUUUCUGUCCCAUUUUUAUCCGAAUAUUUUGAUUUGUCAUAUUUUAAAACGUUGAACUUUUUUGCUGAACUAUUGUUAAUAUUAUCAAUUUCGGUUUUUCCAGUUUGGGCUUCCAAGGCUAUUUAUAGAAAAUUACAUCCACCAAGUUAUGCAAAAGUUCAACAAUAUUCUAUUGUGUGA